GUAUAAUUCAGUUUACAGGAAUGCGCAGUAAUUGUGGGAUAUCAUGUAUUGAAAGAAAACCUACCAUGAUGGAUUUCAACUUCAUUUUUUUACGACAUGCCGAUUGGAAUUGAUAUGUUGUAGCGGACCAAGGAUGACAAAGACAACGGGAUACCGAGACUGGAGAUGGCAGGCGCUUUGGUGGCAUUAUUUCUUCCUCCUGUGGAGUACAAUAAACGGACAGACUCGAUACAGCAUCCCGGAAGAACUGAAACAGGGCUCUGUGGUAGGAAAUCUAGCCAAAGAUCUGGGUUUGGGACUAUCGGAGAUAUUUGAUCGUAAACUGCGAGUCUCUUCUGAGGCGGGUAAGCAGUAUUUCAGUGUCGAUGCGGGGAAGGGCGAGCUGGUGGUGAAUGACAGAAUAGACAGAGAGACUCUAUGUGAACAAAGCGUCAGCUGUGUGUUACCUCUGCAGGUCGUAAUUGACGACCCGUUACAACUGUUUCGCGUUGAGGUAGAAAUACUAGACAUUAAUGAUAAUGCCCCUAGAUUUCCAUCAAAUUAUAUCACAUUAGAGGUUGCGGAAUCUAUGGGUUUAGGAGUUCGUUUUCCUUUAGAAGGCGCCAUAGACCCGGAUGUCGGCAGUAAUUCAUUGAAGUCAUACACUCUCGGUAAAGACGAAUGUUUCAAUAUUAGAGUUAAAGAACUUGCUGGUGGAAGGAAAGUCCCGGAAUUGAUUUUAGCUAAAAAUUUGGAUCGAGAAAAAAAGGCUGUUCAUAACCUUUUGUUAACAGCUCUAGAUGGAGCAAACCCAGUGAAAUCGGGGACCGCUCAGCUGUCUAUUAGAGUCCUUGACAAUAACGAUAACGUUCCCGUUUUUGAGAAAACGUUGUAUAAAGUAUCCAUUAGCGAAAAUGCUGCGGAUGGUGCGUUAAUAGUACAAACGAAAGCGACAGACGUGGACGAGGGUCAAAACGGUGAGAUAGAAUACUCAUUUGGAGCGCACACAUUAGAUACAGUGCUUUCUGUCUUUGAUAUUGACCAUAUAUCGGGGACAAUAUUUCUUAAAGGAAAAUUAGAUUUCGAAAAUACUCCAAAUUAUGAAUUAGACAUCAGUGCAAAAGAUAAAGGCAGUCCGAGGAUGGAGGGGCAUUGUACUGUCCAUGUUGAAGUUUUAGAUGUUAACGACAAUGCACCAGAAAUAAUACUCACCUCUCAUCCAAAGCCACUGCGAGAAGACUCGCCGAAUGGCACCGUUGUAGCGUUGCUCAGUGCCAGAGAUCUUGACUCUGGUUUUAAUGGAAAAGUAACACUACAGCUCCCCAAAAAUUAUCCGUUCAGUUUAAAAGCAUCAUUUUCUAAUAAUUACGCCCUAGUUACAAGUGGUGUUUUGAAUAGAGAAAAUAUCUCGGAAUAUAAUAUUGAGAUAACAGCCCUUGACUCAGGUUCUCCUCCUCUAUCCAGUAAAAAAAUCAUACCUGUCAGCAUCACUGAUGUGAACGAUAACCCCCCUAAAUUCACUCAGCCCUCCUAUAAUGUAUAUUUAAAAGAGAAUGGGGUACCAGGCUCUAUCCUGUACUCGGUAUCAGCAUCUGAUGUGGACUUUGGUGAAAACGCCAAAAUCUCUUACUCUAUACUGGACUCCAGAGUGCAGGACGUUUCUGUCUCAUCGUAUGUUUACAUCAAUUCAGAUAACGGCAGCAUCUACAGCAUGCACUCGUUUGACUAUGAGAAACUGAAGGUGCUCCAGAUUCAGGUUCAGGCAAAGGAUCAGGGCUCUCCGUCUCUCAGCAGCAACGCCACCGUCCAUGUUUUUAUCCUGGACCAGAACGACAACGUCCCCGCGGUUAUUUACCCCUCCUCCGCUGCCCCGGGCUCCCUCUCUCAUCAGAGGAUGCCCCGCUCCGCUAAAGCGGGUCACCUGGUUACCAAGGUGACGGCCGUGGACGCUGACUCGGGCCACAACGCCUGGAUCUCCUACAAACUGGCGGAAGCCACAGACGCCUCUCUGUUCGCUGUCAAUAUGUACACAGGGGAGGUGAGGACCAAACGCGCCGUGUCCGAGCAGGACGACUCCUCUCAGAGGCUGCUUAUAGAGAUCAAGGACGACGGAGAACCGGUCCAGUCCGCCACCGCUACGGUGUCCAUCCUGCUGGAGGACGGCCUACAUGAGCCCAUAUUAGACCUCCGACAUAAACUGCACGAGCCCAGCAAGAAAACUGGGAGAAUAACUCUUUAUUUGAUUCUCUCUCUGGCCUCGGUGUCCGUGCUGUCUCUGCUGACUUUUCUCAUCUUAGCGGUUAAAUGCGUGAGGAACAGCAGAAGCAGCGGUAGUUGCUGCAUGGGAAGGACUGACUGUGAUGAUUACAAGAACCCCAACAGAAACCUGCAGAUUCAGCUCAACACUGAUGGACCUAUAAAGUACGUGGAGGUCCUGGGAGGAGACAUGUUGUCUCAGAGUCAGUCCUUCAGGUCCUGCAUGUCUCCAAUGUCUCCAAUGUCAGAGUACAGUGAUUUCACUAUGAUCAAACCCAGUAGCACCACUGACUUUAACGAGGUGAUCAGUGUUCUGGAUGCGUCUCUACCCGACAGCACCUGGACCUUUGAGAGCCAGCAGGUGAGCAAAACAACCACAUAAUACUCAAGGAAACAAUAAUAGUUUUGUUUUAAUACUUUUC
Molecule: messenger RNA, 2657 nt
Organism: Gasterosteus aculeatus aculeatus (three-spined stickleback)
Lineage: Eukaryota; Metazoa; Chordata; Actinopteri; Perciformes; Gasterosteidae
Source: RefSeq, a predicted model, not a curated record